Messenger RNA from Nerophis ophidion (straightnose pipefish), 2819 nucleotides. Its product is annotated as choline O-acetyltransferase-like. Gene Ontology annotation, molecular function: choline O-acetyltransferase activity. Gene Ontology annotation, cellular component: cytoplasm; neuron projection. The record is from RefSeq and is a predicted model, not a curated record. Gene Ontology annotation, biological process: neuromuscular synaptic transmission; acetylcholine biosynthetic process. Bases 403 to 2328 code for a protein of 641 amino acids. The transcript is spliced from 15 exons. Lineage: Eukaryota; Metazoa; Chordata; Actinopteri; Syngnathiformes; Syngnathidae.
CCCAGCGGGUGUUGCUAAGCAGAUUGAGUGUUGACGGCAGCCUGUGGCAGCAGAUAGGCCUCCCAUGACGUCGGCCGUCUUGUGUGUCAAAACUAGGCAAAGCGUGUAUGCAAACACUAUUUUUUCAACCACUCCGUUGUUGUUUUUGUGCAAAAUGGGUCACACGUGCGUCGUGUGGGGUAGUAGAAACUGGGCGAAUUCGAGACAAGGAACCAAAAAAGUACUACGAUUUUCCCAAGGCGGGGAAAAAGAAACUGAGCGGCUGUCGACAAGAAAGUCGCAACCUGUGGCUGGCUAGAAUUAACGGAGCUGGAUUCACUCCCGAUCCAGCAAAACGACACGAUAAAGUUCGCUCUGAUCAUUUUUGUAACAGGGGAUUGACCGUGCCUGACCAUCAACAACAUGCCUGUUCUCAACCAGGAACCCUCCAAAGAUUUGGCCCCCAGUGAUAGUCUGCCAAAACUGCCCCUACCAGCGCUGAAGGACACCCUGGACACGUACCUGAGGUGCGUGAAACACCUGCUGACAGAGGAGCAAUUUAAAACAACACAAGAGGCGGUGGAGCACUUUGGCGCCCCCGGUGGUGUGGGGGAGCUACUGCACAGAAAGCUCUUGGAGAGGCGGGAGAAGGAGGCCAACUGGGUGUAUGACUACUGGUUAAAUGACAUGUACCUCAACAACAGACUUGCACUGCCGGUCAACUCCAGCCCUGCGUUGGUCUUCCCGUCACAGAACUUCAGCGCUCCUAUAGAUUCCCUCAGGUUUGCUGCAAACUUGAUAGCCGGAAUUCUAGAGUAUAAAAAUCAACUUGAUGCACGUACUUUACCUGCGGACUACGCCCGAGGUCCGCUGGGCGGUACCUGUCUGUGUAUGGAGCAGUAUUAUCGGAUCUUUACCUCCUACCGGGUACCGGGCCAUGAGAGGGACACCCUAGUGGCGCAGGACAGUACUGUGAUGGCGGAACCGGAACACAUCAUUGUGGCAUGUAAAAACCAGCUAUUUGUGCUGGACGUGGUGAUCAAUUUUCGGCGCCUGAGUACCCAAGACCUCCUGACUCAGCUGGAGAAGAUCGUAAAAAUGGCUGAAAAUCAAGACGAGCGGCAGCCACCGAUUGGUCUACUUACCUCCGAUGGACGCAGGGAGUGGGCAGAGGCUCGCAGCGUGCUCAUGAGAGAGUCAACCAACAGGGACUCAUUGGACAUGAUCGAGCGCUGCCUCUGUUUGGUCUGUCUGGAUGACGCCAGCGGGACCGAGCUGACCGACUCCGCUCGGGCCGUGUUGAUGUUGCACGGGGGAGGAGUGACAAUGAACGGGGGGAACCGCUGGUACGACAAGAGUGUGCAGUUUGUCGUAGGUGCCGACGGCUGUUGCGGAGUCGUGUGUGAGCAUUCACCGUUUGAAGGGAUCAUUCUAGUGCAGUGCAUGGAGUACCUUCUCAAGUACACGAUGCGCAGCCCGUCCAAGCUGGUGAGAGCUGCAAGUGUGAGCGAGCUCCCGGCGCCAAGACGACUCCGCUGGAAAGUCACCCCAGGGAUGCACAAACUCCUCACCUUCUCUGAAGACAAACUUCAAAGGCUUGUGAAGAAUCUCGACAUGAACGUCCACAAAUUCCACCAUUAUGGGAAAGAAUCGAUCAAGAAGCUGAAAAUGAGUCCAGAUGCCUUCGUCCAGGUGGCUCUUCAGUUGGCCUACUACAGAUGUCACGGCAGACAAGUUAACACCUAUGAGAGCGCUUCCAUGCGACGCUUUAAGGACGGACGAGUGGACAACAUUCGCUCUGCUACGCCAGAAGUCCUGGACUUUGUCAGAGCAAUGAGUGAUGGAAGCACAAGUGAUGCAAAGAAGUUGGAGUUGCUACAAGACGCCAUAACAGCCCAGACUAAAUAUUCCACACUGGCUAUCAUGGGGAUGGCCAUAGACAAUCACCUACUGGGAUUACGUGAGAUUGCAGAUGAACUGAAGAUGGACAAGCCAGAGAUUUUCAAAAAUGAAGCGUAUCACAUCAGUAACCACUUCCUUCUCUCUACAAGUCAGGUUCCAACCUCCGUUGAGAUGUUCUGCUGCUACGGACCCGUGGUUCCAGACGGAUACGGGGUGUGCUACAACCCUCAGUCGGACCACUUUGUUUUCAGCGUGUCAAGCUUUCGGGAGAGUCCUCACACUUGUUCGUCCAAAUUUGUAAACGGUCUGGAAAGGGGACUUUUAGACAUGAGGGAUCUGUGCCAUGAAAGCCGCGCUAAUCCACGUGCGCCCAGACAGGCUAAAACCACGGAGACCUCCACCCAAAAGAAACCUGCUGACCUGAGCAAGAAACAGGGAUCCCAAUGAAAUGUUGCCCCAAAGACACAAAGCCAGAUUUUAUCGAAAGCUGGAGGUAAAUCAUAGGAAACAUAUGGUGUGCCACAAUAAUCCUCUAGAGCAGGGGUCUCAAACUCAAUUUACCUGGAGGCCACUGGAUGCAGAAACUGGGCCGCAAGAAAUGAUUUCUUAAAAAAAUCUAUCAUGCACUUUUCAAUGAAUUCACCUUCUUUGAAUGGCUUUCCCGCCCUAGCAACAUACUUGCCAACUCUCGCGAUCUUUUCGGGAAACACCCGAAUAUCAGUCGCCCUCCCGACAAUCUCCCGGGGCGAUUAUUCUCCCGGUUUUCAGCCGGACAUCAAUACUAAGGGCGUGCCGUGAUGGCACUGCCUCUAGCGUCCUCUACAAUCAAUUAAACGAGUCUCACCCACUUAUUUAACCACACAAACGGUGUGCCGGCCCAGACACUUAUAGUAUGAGUCUUCUGCAGACCCACGGGAGUGACUGCAAGACAUACUUGA